Molecule: messenger RNA, 7906 nt
Organism: Mercenaria mercenaria
Lineage: Eukaryota; Metazoa; Mollusca; Bivalvia; Venerida; Veneridae
Product: galactose-3-O-sulfotransferase 4-like
Exons: 5
Coding region: 4967-6919 (650 amino acids)
Biological process (GO): glycolipid biosynthetic process
Cellular component (GO): membrane
Molecular function (GO): galactosylceramide sulfotransferase activity
Source: RefSeq, a predicted model, not a curated record
CAUCCUUCGCAGUCUAACAAAAGUUUUGUUUGAAAAGUUUUGUUAAAUGUUAACAUUAUCUUGAACCUGGAAGUAAAUUAAAAAUGUUAAUAGUUUAUGCACAGAUAACGAACACAAUAUGUGGGAAAAUAACAACUAACACUUUAUUCGGCAGUGCUUACAUAUAUACUGUAAACAUGAAAAGUCCAUGUGAUCCAUAACUUAAUUUACGGUAUAUGUCACUGACUGCUCACGGUGUGCUCAGUGAAUCUACUAAGGGUGCAGUCUAAUUAAAGUUUAGUUUGAAUAGUUUUCUUAAACGUGUAUAUUUGGAUUUAUCAUGAACCUGAAGAAGUUUAUGUUACCGGUAUUGUUUGUGGUUGCAUGUUUGCUUUAUCUUCUAACUACAAGCUUGCACACACCGGUUGAUAGCAGGAUUCAUCUAAAGUACACUCAGUUGAAAGAGAUAUCUAGAUAUCCACCGGCACAUAAUGGAGAACAAAAUGCCCAUUUAAUUGGUUUCAAAGAAAAAGAAAUCAAGACUUAUGAAGAUGAAAUAAGAACUACAAGGUCAAAAGGAAAUAACGGAAACAAAGCUAGUCUUGAACAUAACACUGUGAACAUGGAUGCAGAUAGUCGAUCUCAUAGAAGUGAAGUUACUCAUAUAGAAUUCUUAAAAGUUCACAAAGCAGCAAGUUCUACAUUACAAAAUAUAAUGAUGCGCUUUGGGCUCAAAAGGAACUUAUCCUUUGUGAUUCCUACUCCAGUUCAUUAUAUAUCUAAGCAGAGGACUUAUUUUAGCGAUCUUUGGCCUCCUUUGCCAAAAGCGAGCAGUGCAUUUCGUAAUAAUGCAGAUAAGGAUUUUAGUAACAAAUAUGAUAUUCUUUGUAAUCACAUGGUUUUUAAUAGCAAGAAAGUUUCGAGACUCCUUUAUAAUGACUCAGUUUAUAUUGCCAUUGUGCGUGAACCUUUUGAUCAGUUCUUAUCGGCAGCUUUUUACUACAAGUUCAAGUGGAAGUAUCCGUAUCUGGCGAAAUUACCAAAUGAAACAUUUGUUACUGACUUAAUACGAAAUCCUCGCCAAAACGAGGCUACCACAAUGUCUGAGUCAAUGACGUACAACUCAAUGGCGUAUGACUUUGGUUUAAAAUUUGGAACUAUAAAAGACGCCGAAAAGAUAUCACAAGACAUGUUUGACGAGUUUCUCAAUGACACAGCAAAUAUUUUUCAUCUUGUUAUGGUUUUUGAAAAGUUUGACGAAUCGCUGGUAUUGAUGAAAAGAUAUUUAAAUUGGACUUUGGCUGAUAUUUUAUACACGAAAAGUAAUGCAUUUUCUUUAGGUGUAAAGAACAAUAUGUCACAAAUAUCCGAAAUAACAGCAAAUGAUAGUGUUAUCUUUAAAGAAAGGAAUAAGUUUGACUAUGGUUUAUAUGAGUUUUUUAAAGUUCGUUUAGAGAAACAAAUUGCCGAAGAAGACUUAUUCAAUGAAGAAGUCCAUCAUUUCAAAUUAAUACUAAAAGACGUACAGAAUUUUUGUAUGAAGGAAACAACAGAUGAGGCAGACACAAAAUCGGACUUGCCAAAAAAUGAUACAUUCUCACAGGAAACAUCUGCGAAUGCUACAGAGAAGAUUACUGCAUUGGAAAAAGAAACGCCUAAAGAAAUAAAUCAAACCAAGAAACUACUAGAAGUAAUUAAUUCAACCAUAACAGAUAAAGAAGUGACAGAAAUGCAAGAAUCGGAACUACGCGAGUUGGCUAAUUUACAGGAGACAUUGAAAUGGUCUAUAAAGGACCUGAGAGCAAUUUUACCCAUGCUAUUUUAUAAUAAACCCAAAAAGCGUGUAGAAACAAAAGGUCUUAAAUCAGACAGGCUGAUUUCAAAAUCAAAAUGGAAUAAACAAUUCUUUGUUACGUCCUCCGAUUGCGAAUUAAUGACCUUGGAUGAAUUGCCCUUGUUUCGGGUAGUGAAGAAACAGCAUUUGAAACUUCUGGUACGCAGAAUGUUUGGCGAUAAUUUUUCUGUUAUCGAGGCUGUAAAAUAUAUAUUUACAUUUCACUAGAAAUACUCUCAGCUCGAAAAAACCUGUAGCAAAUAUGAUUCUCGUGAAUUAUCGCUUGGGUAGGUUUGUGUCCGUAUUGCACCACGUACUAUGGAGAAAACAAAGUUUAUAUAUUGUUACAUGCCAAGAAUUUAGCAAAGACUUAGCAAAGGCAAACACCUUUCACGUUAAAUCAAAUAAACCGCACGCUGCCACUUUACUGACUUCUAUUGGACUGAUUUCCAUGGCUCAAAGAACUUUUGAACCUAUAAGGGUUUACUCUUGGGUAUUUUGUGAUGUGAUAUUCUGCUAUGAACCUUGAGGACAGUCCGUUUCAAGAACUUCCAGAGUACAUAUAUUCAAAGUUGUUCCGACAGAUGAAGGAAGCAUGAACAAAAAAAGAAAGUCAAAACGCUAUGAGCACAGAAAAUCUAUGACAGCAGAUGAACUGGUGGAGAAAAUAUAGGUUAACAGAAAAAUGAAACAUCGUUUUGUUUAGUGGAAUGAAAAAGGUCUGCCUGUGCACUAUUUGCCUUAAAUUGUAGAUAAAACUUUACCGAAGAAUGCCAACUUGCCUAACUAGAAGGAUAAAGAAUUCUAUAAGACUAUGAGUCUUUCAUUCUUAUCCUUUCCUGCUAUCAUGUACAAACUAUGAUGUAUGUAUUUAAUUUGUGCAUGUAUUACUGGGAAUAAAAUGAGCCGCGCCAUUGGAAAACCAACAUAGUGGCUUUGCGACCAGCAUGGAUCCCGACCAGCCUGCGCUCCGCGCAGUCUGGUCAGAAUCCAUGCUCUUCGCUAACAGUUUCUCUAUUACAAUAGGCUUUGAAAGCGAACAGCAUGGGUCCUGACCAGUCUGCGCGGAUGCGCAAGCUGGUCUGGAUCCAUGCUGGUCGCAAACCCACUAUGUUGGUUUUCUCAUGGCGCGGCUCAAAUAUGUUUAAACUAACUAGAAUACGUACAGCGAUGCAUGAAUUUGCAAGAAGUCCCAAAGUGGUUUAUACCCGUGUGAACGCACAGAAAAUAGCAUUGAAUUUCAUUUAUUUAUUUUGUCUGAUUUAACGUCGCACCGACACAAUUAUAGGUCAUAUGGCGACUUUCCAGUUUUGAUAGUGGAGGAAGACCCCAGGUGCCCCUCCGUGCAUAGUUUUAUCACUAGCGGGCACCUGGGUAGAACCACCGACCUUCCGAAUAUAACAUUCAAUACGUGUUACAAUCUUAACUGCAUAUGAACUGAUCAGACUGCUGAGGCCAAACUUUGACUUAUGCACAGUUUCAAAACAGACAAAAUAAUGAAGCUAUUUCAACAGAUUCUUAUUUCAUACUUCAAGUGCAUCUACGGUAAAUUCUCUUUUGAAUAUUGUAGUUAAAGGAAAGUUAUCAAGGCAAGUCAUGAAAGCUAUUGUUUGCUAUCUGUUGCAUGUUUGCAUGCUGCAUGUUGCAUUUUAUUAUCACAAUCGUCCUUGAACAUUGAUUUUUAAAACUUACAAUUUCCGUGCAUUGUAUAUAUACAUUCUUGGAAAUCAAGUAAAUAAUGAUACAGAGACAAAAGUCUUGUGACAGAUGUUUAGGCUGAAAUAUAAGAUCUAAAUUCACUAAACGAUGAUAAAGGAAAUGUGUAGACGACAUUAGUAAUUAAAUAUUUUCGUAUUUUAAAGGUAUUGAGGUGUAGGAUGUAUAAUUAUUUCGUACGUUAAAUAAUUUUGAUUGAUGUAUUCUUCCGGCAAUAAAGUUUGAGAAAUGGAUGUUAGGGCAUAACAAGAAGGUGACUGGCGUUGAUACCUGGUUUCUUACUACCCCUCCCACGACGGAGUGAAGUAGGGUUGAGUAGAUGCCUCGCAGCAUAAUGAUCCGGAAAGUAUAUUCAUAGCCGUAUGUUUUCCGAAUUGAUAGUUUAUAUGACUGAAGUUGAGUGUUGUACUAUGGCAAUGCGGGAAACAAAGCCUAAAUGUUAAUUUAUGAAUCUGUUCGUUUUGCUCCCGUUGAUUCUCUUUGAUUAUGGGAUAGAUGAUUUAUUUUUGUUUGAGCGUAGCGAACUAGGAAAUAAUGCUUGGAAAUUGAUAAUUGUUAUAAACACAGUUGUUUAUCCUUCUAAAGUUUACUAGUGAUGGACAAUUGCCAUAAAGAAUAUUGUUCUUAUUGUCAAUAGCAGCUAUGGUAUAUAUGCACCUGAAAUCAUAUAUGUAUUUAGAAUUUAAAAAUAAAUGUAUUUAGAUUUAAAUAAGUAUUUACAAAAACAAGUGCAAGCGGAGCAAGAAAAGGCAAAAUUUAGAAAUUUUAAUAGAAAUUUUGAUAAAAGAGCAACAGCUGUCUGCCGUCACAAAAAUUAUUACAAAGUCAAGGACCAUGACAACAGCAUACUCAUAUGCUAUGACAUUGUCCCUACCUCCAUACCCACUCCUGAUCAGUUUUUUUAUUGCUUGUAUGGAGUUUUUAGCCUUUUCUUUAUUUUUUUUAUUUUUGGCUUUUAAAUGUUACUCAGUCGAGUAAUCGAGUAUGCCACGCUACACGCAUGAAAACAAUAAAUAGAUUUACAUAUAUAUCGAGAAAGAGAAGUCCUAUGGGAAGGGAAAAUACACUUUAAAAAUAACAUGGCUGGAAUAAGAGAGAUUUAGAGCUAAAACAUCUUUGGACGGUUUGCUUAUUGUCCAUGAUCAAUCUGCAUGGCUUUAUCAGUAUAUCAAGGUCAGAUAAAACUUUGCAAUCCAAUAAGAGAGAUUUAGAGCCAAAUCAUCUUUGGAAGAUUUGCUUAUUGUCUUAACAGCUUAACAAGCAUCAAUUAACAGAUUUACAUCGAAGAAAAAUGACUGAACUUUUGUCGCUAUGUGUAGCAAUCUAUAAUGGCACAGGAAACUGUACAAUCACAUUUUGAUUCAACAUUAAUUAAAUUUGCAUGGCUUUAUCAGUAUUACAAGGUCAGAUAAAGAUUUGCUAUGUCGAUAAGAUUUAAUGUUAAUAAACGUACUACAGUCCACAUUUUUUCAGUUGUCGUAUCUACUCAAAACAAACAACAAUACAAAUACGUUAGAUACAAAACAUUUCAGUUUUAAUCUUAAAAGAAAUUGUAAGAUCGGAUUUAUCAUGAAACGAAAGAAGUUUGCCUUCCUUGUAUUCGUGCUGGUUGCUUUAUUGAGUUUGUUACAGUUUACACACUGGCUAAAACCGUUAUCUUACAAGGGUCAACUGCCGUACACUAAAACUGAGGUGAAACAACAGGAACCUCGAGCAUUUCCUCCACAAACGAAUGUGGCAGUUAAUUCAGGGGAACGACGCACUUAUUCAGACAUUGUCAACAAAGAAAUGGAAACGGUCUACACUGGUAAAACAAGGACCAUUUUGUCAAACAAUCAUAUCGAAACAAAAGAGAGUUUUGAGAAGGACGCACCGAGUGAAAAUGUUUCUAUACCAUACACAACGGGUGAGAAUAGUCUGUCAAAAGCUUCACUGGAAGUUUCACAUAUAGAAUUCUUGAAAGUUCAUAAAGCCGCCAGCACUACGGUACAAAAUGUAAUAAUGAGAUUCGGGCUUAAAAGAAACUUGUCUUUUGUGAUUCCAACACCAAGGCAUUAUAUAUCUGUGGAAAAGACUUACUUUAGUGACCUUUGGCCGCCCCUGCCGAAUAGAAAAUAUACGCAUAAGAAUAGAGUGCAGAAUAACAAAGCUUCCAGAGAAAACAACAAAUUUGAUAUCCUGUGUAAUCACAUGGUUUUUAACAGCAAGAAAGUUUCGAGACUCCUGCAUGAUGAUUCAGUUUAUAUUGCCAUUGUGCGUGAACCUUUUGAUCAGUUCUUAUCGGCAGCUUUUUACUACAAGUUCAAGUGGAAGUAUCCGUAUUUAGCGAAACUACCAAAUGAAACAUUUAUUACUGACUUGAUACGAAAUCCUCGCCAAAACGAGGCUACCACAAUGUCUGAGUCAAUGACGUACAACUCAAUGGCGUAUGACUUUGGUUUUAAUUUGGGGACUAUAGUAAGUUCUCAGAAUAAAUCGCAAGAACAGUUUGACGAGUUUCUUAACGAGACGGGAAAUAUUUUUCAUCUUGUUAUGGUUUUCGAAAAAUUUGACGAAUCCUUGGUGUUGUUAAAAAGAUAUUUAAACUGGUCGUUAGAGGAUAUUUUAUACAUUCAAAGCAAUACGUUUUCGUUAGAUGCAAAAAGCAAUGUGUCCAAAAUAUACAACAUUACUGCAAAUGAUACUAUCACAUUUAGAAAGAGAAAUAAGUUUGACUAUGGUUUAUAUAACUUUUUUAAAGCCCGUUUAGAAAAGCAAAUUGACAAAGAGAUCUUAUUUAAAGAAGAAGUUAGCCAUUUCAAGAAAAUACAACGUGACGUGCAGACAUUUUGCCUGGAAGAAAUGGAAGAAACGGUAUAUGCAAUAAUGGAAAUGCUUGCAAACUAUACAUUCUCAGAGAAAAUGUCUUCACAAGUUACGCGGCAAAUGACAUCAAAGGCGGAAAGGGAAACUUUUAAAAAUAUUACGCGGAAAGAACCCGAGAUUAAACAGAAAGAACCUGAGAAACUACUCGCAGUAAUAAAUUCAGUCAUAACAUAUAAAGAAAUGACAAAAAGCCAAGCAUCAGAAUUACGCGAGUUGGCUAAUUUACAAAGCAAAGAAUCAUUUAAAUGGCCCCGUCAAGAUCUUAUAAGCCUGUUACCGUUGCUGUUUUAUGAUAAAGGUAAAGAAGUAGGCGAUAAAACUCGCAAGGCUCAUUUUCUCGUUUCAAAAUCAAAAUGGAACAAACAGUUCUUUGUUACGUCAUCUGAUUGUAAAUUAUUGACAAUGGAUGAAAUGUCCCUGUUUAACGUAGUGAAAAAUCAACAUUUGAAGCUUCUGGUACGCAGAAAGUUUGGCGAGAAUUUUUCUAUUAUCGAGGCUAUUAGAUAUAUAUUAACAUUUUAUUAGGAAUGUUCACACUAGGAAUUGACAUUCAAAUAUAAUAGCAGACACCUUGCAUGUGAACCGCUGCUAAAGGGAGAAUUCCUCCUCGUGAACAGAAUUGAAAGUGCGACCGCAUUUACCAUUACAUGUCGAAUACGAGGAACCUGUGAACUCUAAACAGUACCUUGCGUGUGGAUAUUUUUAAUCAAUUUUAGUCAAGAAUGGGAUUUGUUUAGACUUAAACAUCUGCUUCAAUGUAAUUUUAGGUCAUAGUUUUAUUAGUUUUUAAUUGAGACGCACCAUGAGAUAACCAAUAUAGUGGCUUUGCGACCAGCAUGGAUCCAGACAAGCCUGCGCAUCCACGCAGUCUAGUCAGGAUCCAUGCUGUUCGCUUUCAAAGCCUAUUGCAAUUAGAGAAACCGUUAGCGAACAGCAUGGAUCCUGACCAGACUGCGCGGAUGCGCAGGCUGGUCUGGAUCCAUGCUGGUCGCAAAGCCACUAUGUUGGUUUUCACAUGACACGGCUCAAUUAACGAUUAGCAACACAUCUUGGUUUUAUCACUAUAAUUAUAUGUACAUGUGAGUGAUGGACAUAGUGUAGUAUGAAAUAACAAAAGUCUUAUAAUUCUAAUGUAUUGUAUGACUGUGGACUGAUGUUUUAAAUAUGUUAAUUAAUAAUAUGUACUUGUAUUGUAUGUACACAGAUGAGACUAAAUAAAUUCUGCUCAUUUACGCUAACAUUGUUCACACUAAGCACUUGAUACAAGUUACGUUUUUAUUGGAGAAACUUUUAAAUUGUGAUCUUCCAAUCCUGAAUGACUUAAUAAGAUAAGAGAUAUUUUAGAAUAAGAAUAAAUUUGAUAAACAUACUUUAAAUAAUUAAUAAUAUAAAUAUAAGACCUGUUGUGUCACAUUUGUCAAAGAUUUGCAUUUAUAUUUUGCUGACAUUUAUUAGAAACGCAAGUUUGAAGUUUGGUAUUUGUGUUCCUUAAUAAAACUCAAACAAAAUUAU